UUUACCUUUCCCUAAUAUUUUAAAUAAAGAUUUCUUUGCGCAACCUGUAAAUAAUAAUGAUGACUUUGAUAUGUACGAAUCUAAAAAAAUUCAAGAAAUGUACCCAUUGUUUGGUACCUCCGAGACUUCUGAACCCGCUCAAAAAUAUAUGGGCCAACCUUACGAAAUUCCUUCCAAAGACGUUCAACAACAUGAAGAUCCCUUUCUUUCCAUUUCUUCCACUACUUCCACUACUAUUGGAACUUCAGUUACUGCUGAACCCACUCAAGAAUAUAUGGAUCAACUUUAUGAAAUCUCUUCCAAAGAUGACAUUUACGUUCAACAAUAUGAAGAUCCCGUUUCUUCUACUUAUUUUCCUUUGAAUGACGAAAACAAUUUUGAUUGUAUUGGCAAUCCGUACGAAAUUAAUUCCGAAAGAAAUUUUAUUGCAAAUCAAUUAUCUAUUCAAACAACAGACGAAAAUAUUAUGAACACGGAUUCGGUUUCCAAUGGAUUCGAAACUGUUAUUCCACAACCUGAAACUUCCAAUAUUACCGAAAAAUAUUUCGUUUCAACUUCUGUAUCUCCUAUUAUCAUUACCGACAUUACCCAACAACAAUUUGAUUCGAUUACCGAAACUUCCGUAUCUCAACAACAUUCAAUUUCGCAACCUGAACUUGACAUGAAUUCCAUAUGUAAUCAACCUUGGGACAAUAAUUAUAUCCCAUCUCAAUAUCAAUCUUUUUCGGAAUUUCUUAACCAAUUUUAUGGUGUUUCCGAUUAUUCUAAUUAUUCAUCUUUGGAUUAUUCCAACCUUUUCCAAUAA
Messenger RNA from Diversispora eburnea, 805 nucleotides. NCBI's taxonomy places the organism in Eukaryota, Fungi, Glomeromycota, Glomeromycetes, Diversisporales, Diversisporaceae. The record is from the annotation of a GenBank genome assembly.